CUUUUUGUAAACAGAACAACACACUGUUGUGACGAGGACCAGACGAGGACUGAUUUGAGAAAUAAAUUUACAAAAUACUUUCUACAGGCCUCUGCAUACAAUGGAUUGUUUUUAAUUUUUUUUUGUUUAGAAAUUUAGGACUGAACCUUGUGAUAAAAGAAGAAAUUUGCAGCUCAUUCGAAAAAAAUGGCUCAGUGCAGUGGCGAGCUGUUUGACGUGCCCGGUGAACUGAGCAGCAAAGCGCACACCUUCAUUGGUUUGUCCGGGCUUGACACUUUGAACAACGCCACCCACAGAGCCAUAUGGGACGCGUUCACUAACAACCGCAGGCAUGACAAGGUCUCGGUGCACUACAAACUGUUCCCACCAGAGCACGUCUUUCCAACAGCCAAGCCAAAGAGGAACACCUAUGAAUGGUACAUUCCAAAGGGCAUCCUCAAAAGGAAUUGGAUGAACAAGUACCUUAAUGUGGUGCCCUCUGUGGUAGUCAUUUUUUACGACCUCGACUGGUUUGACCCCUUCUGGAAUGAAAAGAAAAUCGAGUGCGCCUCCAGGGUGCAGUCAGUGAGGGCGGCGCUGGAAGGCCGAACAACACGAAUCGCUGUGGUGCUGAUUCAGACAGGUCCACCCAUCCCUGCAGGUGACGAGUCAAUUACUGCCGAGCGGGCGGCCACCCUGUGCACAACUUGCGAGUUGAAUGCUAAGAAUCUGUUCCUGUUGCCACACAACGACCACCUGCACGGCUACACGCUGCGCUUGGAGAACGCCUUUUAUGACCUGGCGCAGUCCUUCUACAACCAGAAGGUGCGCACGGUUCGUGGACACCGUGACCACCUCAACAAGACCACGCACCAGUACCUCUUUGUGCGGCACCAGUUCAAGAUGGGCUUCCUCAAUGAACUCAAACAGGACGCCACCGCUGCCAGCAAGCACUACGCACAGGCGUACAGCCACUUACUGGACGUUCGGGUGGUGGACACGAACACCUUGGAGGUCAAGACGGUUGCAGCCUACAUAAAUUACAAGCUGUGCCGCAUCGCCUUCAACCAGAAUCUUCCGCGGGACGCCAUCGCCCAGUUCAGGAAGCAUAUUGACCUUUUUAAGAAUAUGGUUGGCCCAAUGGAGAUUUCCUUUGAGCACCACGCGUGGCUUUCUAAGCAGUUCUGCGUUUUUGGGGAGUUGUUUGAUGAAGCAAUCCAUCACGGCCUCCCUGCAGUACAGACACAGCAUCCAGGAGUUUAUUUCCACCAGGCGGCGCAGUACUCUAUGGACCGAAAAAAUGCAUGCCUGGAAAACUGCCAAGAUAUCAACAUCUACCCUCAGCCUGACCCUCUUGAUGGCCUUGAAGAUCUAGAAUUCUAUGGACAGCGUCCGUGGCGUCCAGGCAAGCUGAGUGCCGAGCCUGCUGACGCUGUCAAGGAGAAGGAGGCGAUACAGGCACUGCAGUUCAAAGAGAAGUCUGUCAAUCACAGUAUGAUAAUCAUAUCAUUGCUGGGUAGUGCUAUAUCUCAAGCAAAAACCUACCGCUGCCCGAGGACAAGACGACAGUUGGUUGUCCAAAUGGCUGAAGAAUACUACCACGCAAAAGACUUCAAAAAGGCGCUGACUCUGCUAAGUCAUAUGCUUUGGGAGUUCCGAGGUGAGCAAUGGUCACUUCUGAUGACCAACGUAUUGCUCAAGGCCCUGGAGUGCGUUUAUUAUUCACCCAGUGUGACGGAGUUUGUCGCUCUGGCUAUUGAGGCUCAGAGUUCCACGGUUCUGAUGCAACAGGAAGAUAAAGCAGUUCUUUUUGAAAACAUCUUCAGGAUAUUCAGGGGUGAAGCACCUAUUGUGCCGGAAAAUAUUCAAGUGGGUGCCAACUAUGGCAAGGUGUGGAAGGCUGCAUUUGCUGCCAGCAACGAAUCAAAUCCCAUCACUGUGGAGAUGACUAACGCAACAUCUUUUUUGGAAACCAAAACUUCUUUUGGUCACAGCAGUUUUCAGGAAGACAAAAGCACCAGUCUAAAAAUUUGGAUCAGGAACAAGUGCAGCCAGAAGGUGUCCAUAUGCAGGUCAACCGUGACAGUUUCCAGUCCCACAAACAGUACCGAACUGCAACUGGUUCCUGCCACUGGAACGGUUCCCUUCACACUUGAACCGCACACAAUUGGGGAGUUUGGUUGCUCCUUCAGCGCGAAGCAAGAAGACGUCGGGAAGGAGUUCACCAUCAGUUCGGUAAACCUGUGUUUGGGACCGAAGUUGGACGAGAGCAUUUUGCUGCGUUUCUCCGCGCAGAACAAUCCACAGACCUUCACCAAUCCAGCAGAACUUGUUCAAUUUGGAUUCAAUGCAAAGGAGUUGCGCCAGUUCCAAGAUCAAGAACAGUUGCUGUCGUGUAGCGUGUGCCCCAGAGAAGCGCAUUUGAGUGCAAAAAUCGAAAAUGAGGGGCCAGCCUUGCUAGGAGAGUGGUUUCCCGUGCAACUGCACUUGGAAAACAACGAAAGCGGCCCAAUAUCAUCGGUGGUCAUCAAAAUUUCACUUAUGCAACCAAAUGAGAAAGAACUUGACCAAGCCACACAUCUCUGCUUAAAUCCGUUGGCGGAGGUAAUUUCUCCACCACCUAUUAUGAUUGAGCUAGACAAAUUGGAUGUCAACUCGUCCUGCUCAUACACAUUCCACUUGAAGUCCCUGAGGGUAGGCCAGAAGAGCCUCGUCAUUGAUAUCAUGUAUAUUCUGAAUGAGAGCACCAAAUGCGAGAGAAUUGAAAACUUGGACAUUGAAAUUGUCAAACCAUUUGAAGCCGUCGCCAAAUUCUUCACGCAGAAGUUUGACCAGGUGACCAAAGCAUACUCGCAAGAGCCGUUUGUUGUGCUGCUUGAGCUCAAGUGUCUUUCUCCGUGGUCUCUAGCCAUUGAAAACACCAAUUUGGAACUGGUGCAGCCACUGCAGAAUGUGGGCAAAGCUUGCCAGUCGCAGCUGCAGAACGAAGUCCUCAACACUGGCGAGGUGGGCACUGAGGCGUACUGCGUGCUGGCAGAGAAGGAGAGCGAGCAGCCCGUGUCGGUGGGCAUGUACACUAUCCGGUGGCGCCGAAAAAAUACGCCCAAAGAGAUGGUAACAAGCAGCAGCAUCACGCUGCCAGCGCUUCUCAAGGUAGACCCCGCACCGCUAUUAGUCGAGAUGGAUCUACCUGCGCAUGGCUGGGUCGGCUCGCCCAUGGCCGCUUCAGUCAACAUCUGCAACAGAACUAGUCAGCUGCUUGAGGUUGAGCUUAACCUGCAGGCCAGUGAUGCGUUCAUGUUUGCCGGACAGAAACAGCUCAAACUGCGGUUGGUGCCCGAGUCUGUCCACACGUUGUGCUACAACCUGUAUCCGUUGCUGUCGGGUCUGGUUGCUCUCCCUCAGCUCAAGUUGUCACCAGCUGACUCUUCUUCAGAGCUCAGAGCAAAUCAAUUGGCGGAAUUGCUUGAGAGGUCUCUCCCGACUCAUAUAUAUGUUAUGCCACGUGCUAAAGGUAAAUCUGAUAUUUCGACUUGAAGAAACUGCUUGGACAGAAAAAUUUAUUUGAUAUGGAAAUAAUUGUGAUGAUUGCGUAAUUCUAUUAAAUCUAUUACAAACGA
Molecule: messenger RNA, 3599 nt
Organism: Cloeon dipterum
Lineage: Eukaryota; Metazoa; Arthropoda; Insecta; Ephemeroptera; Baetidae
Gene: gry
Product: trafficking protein particle complex subunit 11 gry
Exons: 18
Coding region: 187-3516 (1109 amino acids)
Cellular component (GO): cytoplasm
Source: RefSeq, a predicted model, not a curated record